AUGUCAUCUGUAUUCUCACUGGUCUCUUUUAUUUAGUUUAUCUAGUGAGUAUUUUUAGUGUGCAUAGUUAAUAAAAGGAUAUUUUUCAUUUUUGCUAAUCUGGUGCUUCAGAAUCAUACGAUAUAAUUUAUAGUACUGAAUUGUUUUGUUACACGACCUGGCAGUUUUUAACUAUUUCCAAUGCAUUACAGCGCACCAACAUUACUUAAAACGAUUAUUUAUCAAUAGUAGGCCUAAUAGUUUUAUACAAAAGCAAGUAAACGUCAAUGGGGCGUUUAUGAUGUUAAUGAGUAGGACACCUCCCAUUACUUCGGUCUGUUUUUUUCGAGUCCCGAAGUGAAAACGGGGGAGGUGAGGCUGCUCAUUACAGGCUGGGUAUCAAAUUGCAGCCUUGUGAGAAGCGGCAGCCCGGCCGGUCUGAGCCCGUAGGCAGUUAGCGCGCCGCCGCUCCCGGUGAAGCAUGCCCGGCCCGCACGCCGAACCGCCGCCUUCACACCAGCAGUAAUAGGACUGUUCGGGGUUCGGGGAAGCGGAGAGCCGCGUCUCCUAAGCGAGGAGAAGCCGGUGGGCGCAUCAUUACGCGGAGGCCCUCACUGCACACCGAAAAGAAGAUGGCGGAGUUCUCCCCCGUCCUGCCGCUGCGCGAUGGGGCUUGUCGGCUGGGCCAGCCCCUGUUCCCCCGCUCCCGGUCCGGCUCGGAAUCGGAAAGCGAGCUGUCCCAGAGCCUGGCCCGCACCAAGACCCGAUCGUACGGCAGCACGGCCAGCGUGACGGCGCCAUUGGGGGAGAAAUACAUCGAGCAUCGAGUAACACACAGCGAUACCCUGCAGGGCAUCGCGCUCAAGUACGGCGUGACGAUGGAGCAGAUAAAGAGAGCCAACAAGCUCUUCAGCAAUGAUUGCAUGUUCUUGCGGAAAACUCUAAAUAUUCCUGUGGCCUCCGAGAAAGCCACCUUCCUCAAUGGACUGACUUUAGAGUCACCAGACAGCGAGGGCAGCGACAACUGCCUGGCCCAGGAGCGACCUCACGCGGCCCUGGACACAGGGGACACCUUGUCCACCCCGUCCUCACCUACGUCCAGCCCUCAGGAGACACAGAACCAGCCCCUGAAGCCAGAGGAGCUCUCAGCCCAGGACUACUUACAAAGGCUGGACCUGCAAAUCAAAAUAUCGAAACAAGCAGCUCAGAAACUUAAAGAGGAAGAUGACCGACACUGCCAAGUGAGAGGAAGAACCUCCCCACCUUUGAGAACAUUUAAGCUGGCUUCCUCUGAAGUUUCACUAGGAAGAAUUUGCUGAAGUGAUGGACCUGAUGGUUCAGACCCGACCACAUCUCAGGAGGAAAUAUGAGAAAGCGGAUUUAUUUUUGUUCUCUGAGAGUCGCUAGCUGAAUGACAAUGACACAUCUGACACCAGUAUCUCAUCUUUUGCUUUUCUAUAUAUUUUUUUUACAUCCCUUUACUGAGGUACAAAAUAGGAUUUUAGUUCAUAUCCUCAUGUUUGCACUUUGACAUGUCAUCUUUUUGCCUUUGUUGUUGUUGUUUGUUGUAUACCUCUGAGGUCUUUGCAUCAUAUGAAAGCUGUUUGUUUCUGACAUCAACACAACUGCUAUCGCGCUGUGUGGUCUUGAAGCUGCAGUACAGUUGAUUUAUUUCCUACGAAGACACAGGAACGCCAAACAAGGAGAGGUAAUAGCACUUUAUUCUGGCUGUCAAUGUGUUUCACUUAAAGCCUCUAAAGAUACAGUUGUCCUACAUAUAUACAGGUCUGUAGUCUUUCUUUGAUUCAUUAGGAGAUGUGGAUGGUUGGAAGCCCUAUUUUGUUGUAUUUAUUUUGCUUGUUCAAAAUCUAUUUACAAAAGGGACAACUUUAUUUUAAAGUUUGAAUGUGGUGUUAUUGUGAGACAAAUAUAUUUUAAAAUAUUCAGGUUUUAUUGUUUUAUUGUGCUCUUUCGUUUUGGGUGGCGAAAAAUAAAGUGUUUGAAAUCAGUCUUC
This is a messenger RNA of Paramormyrops kingsleyae, 1993 nucleotides long. It is a transcript of the gene lysmd2, whose product is annotated as LysM, putative peptidoglycan-binding, domain containing 2. The record is from RefSeq and is a predicted model, not a curated record. NCBI's taxonomy places the organism in Eukaryota, Metazoa, Chordata, Actinopteri, Osteoglossiformes, Mormyridae.